Molecule: messenger RNA, 1345 nt
Organism: Harpegnathos saltator (Jerdon's jumping ant)
Lineage: Eukaryota; Metazoa; Arthropoda; Insecta; Hymenoptera; Formicidae
Product: odorant receptor 43a
Exons: 6
Coding region: 107-1234 (375 amino acids)
Biological process (GO): sensory perception of smell; detection of chemical stimulus involved in sensory perception of smell
Cellular component (GO): plasma membrane
Molecular function (GO): odorant binding; olfactory receptor activity
Source: RefSeq, a predicted model, not a curated record
UUCUCUGUGAAAACUGUCAAGCGAAAGUCUCGAGGAUAAUAGUCACGACCGAAAAAGUGUCUACGUCUAUAUCGCCUCACGAAGAAAAAUUCCAGUGAUAAUUGGCAUGAAAGACGCGCCGACAUUGGACAAAAUUAUAACGUUUUUGCGGGUGCAUCUUAAGUUUGCCUGUUGUUGGCCACUAUCGCGAACUGCCACGAGCUUCCAGGUCACUCUCGACAGGAUAUUUCGAUUUUUGUCAGUGGUGAACGGCGUGCUCGUGGUCGUCGAAUUGACAUAUUCGAUUAGUAACCAUCUCGACGAUGUCUUCCUGAUCAUGCAAUUGGCUUGUGCGCUGGGUAUCUUUUGCGAGGUACCGCUGCAGACAUGUCUGUUUACACAGAAAUACGAUCGUUUGCAAAAUGUUAUUUGCGAGAUGGAAGAGUACUAUGAACGAACGACUGUCGAGGAGAGAGACGUGAUCCAACAAUAUUGCAAUAAAUACACGUCCUUCUAUGGUAUUACGUUGGCUCUCACUACUGCGUCUUUAGUUGGUUCACUCGUGGUGCCGCUCAUGCGAUCCCAUACGUUCCCACUGGAAAUAGAAUAUCCGUUUCGUGUUGAUUAUCAACCGAUGACGGCGAUCAUUUAUUUCCACCAAGCGCUCGGGAUGUAUCAGGUUUAUUGCCAAGUAUGUUCUAACGUUUUCCUCGCACUUCUGCUGUGGUUCACGACAGCACGUUUUGAGAUCUUGUCCAAUAAAUUUCGCACAGCUGCGGAUUAUGCCGAGUGUAAAGCAUACAUACAGAAGCACCAAGAUAUCUUAAGAUAUGCGAGGGAAGUGACCAAUUCUAUAGCACAUGUGGUGUUGUCAUCGUUAGGUGUUAGCACCGCAGCUUUAGUAUUCGGUGGCGUUACGUUUCUCAGUCGACUUCCGCCAUCCAUCAAAAUUCAGUAUAUAAUCGUGUGUUCUUCGUCGUUGACGAAGGUACUUUUGUGCACUUGGCCGGCUGAUCACUUGAUGAGGACGAGUGCCAACAUCGCCGAAUCUGCGUACAAUUCUUUAUGGUAUAACCAGGGUAUUGAUACACGAAAGAUUAUACUGUAUACGUUGCUUCGAUGCCAACAACCUAUUGUUAUAUCCGUCCCCGGUCUAUUGAAGGCUCUGACCUUUCAACAUUAUGCUUCGUAUAUUUCAACCGCAUUCUCUUACUUAACGACGUUCCGAAUUAUUCUUUCCGAGGAUGAAGAAUGAUCCAAAGAGCAAUAAACCGCUAUUUCUUGACAUGGGACAAGUUUAAUCUAUGUAGCAAAAUAGUAUAGAUGAAUAUACUAAUUGCCCAAAAUGAAAAAAAAAAUUUGAUCG